Messenger RNA from Linepithema humile (Argentine ant), 782 nucleotides. RefSeq names its product peptidyl-tRNA hydrolase 2, mitochondrial. Gene Ontology annotation, molecular function: peptidyl-tRNA hydrolase activity. Lineage: Eukaryota; Metazoa; Arthropoda; Insecta; Hymenoptera; Formicidae. Gene Ontology annotation, cellular component: mitochondrion; cytosol. The record is from RefSeq and is a predicted model, not a curated record.
GAUCUUGCAUCACUGAUAUGAAGUUUGUAUUUGUUCACUGUUAGCUGAAACUAGUCGUUACUUUUAUAAUAUAAGAGAGUGUUUGCUUCUCCUGCUUACUUCGGUUACUUUAUUUUAUCGCAUUCUAUUUAACUUAUCAAACAAUAGGAAUUAUGACAUCGAAUGUGAAUGACAUUGUUCAAACAACUGUAACACAAGCUAUAGAUCCGAAUAUUGCAUUCAUCGCCGCAAUUGUUUUCGGUUAUUGUUUAUAUAGAUUCAUUAUUAUGACGAAUAAAAAUUCAUCGGAUGAUUUAGAUGAAACGGAUGCUGAAGUAGAUGAUGUACAAGAUGCUCAACGAGAUGAUGCAGUAUUCUUAAACACUGGUGAAUUUGAUAAAUAUGAAUAUGAUUAUUUCAAGUUGGUUCUGGUAAUUAGAACAGAUUUGAAAAUGGGAAAAGGAAAAGUAGCAGCACAGUGCUCUCAUGCUGCUGUUGCAGCAUAUAAAACUGCUAGAAGAGUGUCAUCAAAAGCUGUAAAAAUCUGGGAAAAAUGUGGUCAAGCUAAGAUCAUUCUUAAGGUGGAUAGUGAAGCUGAACUUAUGAAAAUAGCGAAACAAGCUAAAGAUAUGGGCCUCAUAUCGAACAUGAUACAGGAUGCAGGACAUACACAGAUACCAGCAGGAAGUAGAACGGUAUGCGCAAUUGGACCAGGUCCAGCGAAAUUGAUAGAUCAAGUAACUGGUCAUUUAAAAUUAUUUUAAUUACUUAUUAAAUAAAAAUUGAUUCGGUUUUUUAUUGUA